AUGAGCGAGGCUCCUACCGAUGUGGCAUCCACCGUGGUAGACUACGAAGAGCUGAUGGCACCAUGGGCCUACAAUGCGUCCGCCAUCACGCUGUUUUUCAUCGGCUUCUUCGGGUUCUUCCUCAACCUGUUCGUGAUUGCGCUCAUGUGCAAGGACAUGCAGCUUUGGACACCGAUGAACAUCAUUCUCUUCAAUUUGGUAUGUUCCGAUUUUUCCGUGUCGAUCAUCGGCAACCCUCUAACACUCUCGUCGGCCAUUUCGCAUCGCUGGAUCUUUGGGAGGACAUUGUGCGUGGCGUAUGGAUUUUUUAUGUCCUUAUUGGGAAUCACCUCCAUCACGACGCUGACGGUGCUCUCGUACGAGCGGUACUGCCUCAUCAGCAGACCGUUCUCGUCCCGGAAUCUGUCCCGCACGGGUGCUUUGGUAGCUGUCGUCCUUAUCUGGGGCUACUCGUUUGCCUUAACAUCGCCACCGCUGUUUGGCUGGGGUGCAUACGUCCAGGAGGCAGCUAACAUCAGCUGCUCGGUUAAUUGGGAGUCUCAGACAAAGAACGCCACCACCUACAUCAUAUUUCUGUUCGUUUUCGGGCUCAUCGUCCCGCUGGUGAUCAUCGUGUACAGUUACACCAACAUCAUCGUCAACAUGCGCAAGAACUCAGCCAGGGUAGGUCGCAUCAACCGUGCCGAACAACGUGUCACUUCGAUGGUAGCAGUGAUGAUCGUAGCGUUCAUGAUCGCCUGGACGCCUUAUGCCGUGUUUGCGCUGAUCGAACAGUUUGGUCCACCUGAGCUGAUUGGGCCCGGAUUGGCCGUACUUCCGGCGCUGAUCGCUAAGUCCAGCAUCUGUUACAAUCCGAUCAUUUACGUCGGCAUGAACACGCAGUUCCGAGCGGCAUUUACGCGUGUACGUCACAAAGGCGCAGGUCCUGGCGCGACUGAGCAAAACACCACCACAAUGCAGCGGGAACUAACCAAAAGCAGUCGGGACAUGGUCGAGUGUAACCUGGAUUUCUGCCGCAAGAAGAACCGCUUCAAGAUCAGCCUGGUGAAGCCCGGCAGUGCGUCAUUGGGAACGUUGGGAGAUCCUUCAAGUACUAGUUCUCGACCGGCUCGAUCACCUCUAGACCAGACGGUGCUGAACGACACGGAAGCUGGUGAGAUAGGCCGCAGCGGUUGCUACACGGCGUCCCGGUUCGGACGGCCGGACUUCGAAUUAUCUGUGAUCAAUAGCGGGAAGUCGAUUCUUAUCAAAUCGAAGAACUUUCGGUCCAACCUUCUGUAGAGCGCUCGUGAUAGGUACGGGGUAAGUAGCGCGUGAUCGCAACCCCCCCAAAAGGGGUUCGUUUGGUGAUUUUGGUUUGACUUCCCUGUGAGCUGUCCUCUUACGUCCACGGACACCGGUUUGUUGGACGAACAUCAUCCCUUAUGCUUCCUUGUAGUUGAAUUGAACUAAUCGCCACUCUCGCCGAAAGACAGAGCCCUCUUUCAGUGAGCGGUGUGGUUGGAGUUUAUUCACGUUACAUAGUCCGUUUGGGAACACGAUUGACGCGAUUGGGAACACGAAAUGCAAAAUUACAUCGAUACAAUUGAAACCAAAACGAGCUUUUAAAUUAAAUUUAAGAUAAGAACGAAAGAGUUAUCCCACCUGGUACGGCCGCAUGGCACCGAUGGAGCAUAUUUAUCGCGCGAAACCGUUAUUCCGAAGGUACACCACAUGUGAAUUAGUCCAGUCAACCGAGAGAUCCGAGGGUGUAUCAUGUUGUUCCGACAUUAGACAUUCCAUAUAUUAAAGUAGAGUCGGUGACGUCGUUGUCACAUUUCGUAAAUGUGAUUACAUCGCGUAGCGUAGUUGUGAUUUGGUGUCAUUUAACAAUUCAGCCCUUUCCGGACGACGCCACUAAACGGCCAAUAAGUAUUACAGUAAAAAAAAAACCACGAGAGAAGCAUAUUUACUAUUAAAGGUUAACGGAGAUGCAUCAUUCAACGAACGUAGUGUAAAACUUAGGUAAGGUAGACAAGCGGCUGGAAUGCAGCAUGUUGGAAAUAAGUCACGUUAUUGCAUCGACUAGCUAGCUGUGUAAAUGGGUGCAAACUUGCAUCUCGGAACUUGUGGAACACCGUACUAUACAAUACAACCACGUGACUCACGAAUGUGAUACCGAACAGCGAAACAAAAAAAAAUACAAUUUACAGCGCGUAAAAGCAGGUUUCAAUACGAAACGCACAAUUAUAAACGUCUAGUAUUAUUCAAACACCGGAAA
Molecule: messenger RNA, 2260 nt
Organism: Anopheles nili
Lineage: Eukaryota; Metazoa; Arthropoda; Insecta; Diptera; Culicidae
Product: vertebrate ancient opsin-like
Exons: 5
Coding region: 1-1281 (426 amino acids)
Biological process (GO): G protein-coupled receptor signaling pathway
Cellular component (GO): photoreceptor outer segment; membrane
Molecular function (GO): G protein-coupled receptor activity
Source: RefSeq, a predicted model, not a curated record